Sycon ciliatum is the source of this 4317-nucleotide messenger RNA. RefSeq lists its product as uncharacterized. The transcript has a single exon. Gene Ontology annotation, molecular function: nucleic acid binding; zinc ion binding. Gene Ontology annotation, biological process: DNA integration. The record is from RefSeq and is a predicted model, not a curated record. NCBI's taxonomy places the organism in Eukaryota, Metazoa, Porifera, Calcarea, Leucosolenida, Sycettidae. Bases 1 to 4317 code for a protein of 1438 amino acids.
AUGUCGUCACUUAAGUUGGAUGGAUUCGUGAAGCCGUAUCGUGGCCGAGUGGACGACUUUGACAUGUUUUGGUCGAAGUUUGAAGUACUGGCAGAUAUAUCGGGGUGGACAAGCACGGAGCAACAGAUGAAACGGUUGCCGCUGUUCUUGGAGGGCGAAGCCCACCGUGUGUUCUCAAAACUGAGUGAGACGGAGAAGCGAGAUAAGGAUGCAGUGAGGAGCAUCCUGCGGAAGUCCUUCUGCGUGAGCCGCAGUGAGGCGUACCGCUUGUUUAAGCAGCGGCAGCUGAAAGUGGAUGAAAGUCCAGAGGUAUAUGUUGCCGAGCUGUGCCGUCUGUUAGAGCUGUCUGGACAUAAGAGUGACAGCGAUACCGAUCCUGUGGUGAUCGAGCAGCUGUUGGCCGGAUUGCCAAUUGAGUUUGCCAAGGAUGUCCGUUUGUCCAUGGCAGGCAGGGACCUGAAGGUGUCUGAAUGCCUUGAUAGGAUCCGGGCACUGCGAUCAGCAACCGGCACCAGAGUUGGUGCAGUGUCCGCAGCUGCCACAUAUGUGCAAGACAGUGUUGCCACGCCAUCACCGCGGCUUUGCCACCAUUGUGGAGAACCGGGCCAUUUCAAAAGGCAUUGCCCGAAGUUAUCCCGAGCAGGGAAUGGUCACGCGGCCAAGCAAGAGCACCGGCGCAAGGACCCGUUCUGCCACUUCUGUGACAAGAAAGGGCACGUCAAGAAGGACUGCUUGCUGAGGAAGAAGUGGCUGGAUACACAGGCUAGCUCAGAAGUUGCUGGGGCCUCGGUGCACUCCAAGGACGUGUGCCUCCUGGCAUCUGCAUCGCCAUCGUGCCCGAAGCUACCUCGUGUGUUUGUUGAAUGUGCUGGUCCUGACGCGAGUAACAGUGUGCGUGCUGCAGCUGUGAUAGACACUGGAUCCACUCGCACAUUAGUGACAGAAGCCCUGCUGCAUCGCCUCGGUCUUGAUGUGACGCCAUUGACCAAUAAUGACGGCAUCGUAGCACUGGAUGGCAACACCAUGCAGACGUGUGGCACAGUGGCCCUCAAGUUUUGGAGACACGACGGACCGGUGAGCAUUCAUGAAGUGGUAUUGAAUGCUGUCGUUGUGCCUGAUUUAUGUGUAGUGGCCGCCGAUGUACUGAUUGGCAUUGACCUGGUGACCUUGUGUGGGCGCCUGUCUGUAGAGUAUGCUAAUGAUCAGCUUGUGCGUGUCGUAAUUGGGCCCGGUCCAGCCCAUGCAGAUAGUUGCCCGUCGGUGUCAGUAGCAUCAGCAGCUGUGCCGCCUCCUGGCCACCCUACACGUGUACAAGUGUAUGAGGAUCAGCUGACCGACAGUAUGACCCCUAGUGCUGACAAAGAAGUUCUCCAGCCAGUCGCCGAUGACUCGCCAAUGUCUGCAGCUCCAACGCGCCCGCCAUCGAAGCUGUCGCAUCAUGUCCAUGUAGAGACUCACGGCAACGAUGUCAUCCUGAAGGUUGAUGACGGCGAGAUGCGUUGGAUGUCGGCUGAGAAGCGUUGGGAGGUCAAGUGGGUAUGGAAGUCUGGUGAAGAACCCAAUGGCCGUGUUGGUCCUGGUAUCAGCGAGUACCCUCGGAAGAAAAUUACCGCGGCAGAGGAGACGCAAUUCUGCUCUGCUGUAGAUGAGUGGAUUGAGCGAGGCUGGCUGGUGAAGCACGACGCUGAGACCCAUGGUCGCCCUGCCUGUGUCUUGCCAUUGAUGGCUGUGAGUCAGCCGCACAAGACGUCUACACCUGUGCGUCCGGUGUUAGAUUAUCGCCACCUGAAUAAGCUGUUGGUGUCCCACCCUGGCACUAAGUCGCCUGUGUGCGCCGAGACGUUGCGCCAGUGGAGGUUCAAGGGUGAAGCUGAUGAAUUUGAGUUAGUGGACAUUACCAAGGCGUACUUGCAAAUCCAUGUCAGCCCGGAAUUGCUACGGUUCCAAGUUGUCGAGUGGCGUGGUGUUCGCUACGUGAUGACGCGCAUGGCGUUUGGCCUGAGUGUGGCGCCGAAGUUCAUGGACACCAUCAUCAAGUACGCUACCGGCAGCUUGCCCGAUACAGAUAACUAUGUCGACGACAUCAUUGUCCCCAAGAGUCAACGGACUGUGUUGACAGAACAGCUCGCUAGCUACAGCCUGCCAACUAAGCCUGCUUUGGAGAUGUCGGCUGCACGGGUUCUAGGACUGCAGCUCAACGAGUCUGAUGAUGGUCGAGUGCGCUGGUCCCGGCGUGAUGAGUCGCAUGUCGCAUUUGCUGAUGUCACGACGAAACGUGAGCUCUACAAGUGGUGUGGCCAGUUGACGAGCCACUACCCUGUUGCGUCAUGGCUUCGUCCUCAUUGUAGUUGGCUGAAGCGUUUGGCAUGUCUGGAGAAGCUUGGCUGGGACGACCCGUUGCCUGCAGAUCUCGUUCAGCGCUGCAUGAGUCUCGCCAGCCGUUUAAGCCAGCACGAUCCUGCUACCGGUGUGUGGCACGUAGACCCCAACGGUGAAAGCCAAUGCCAGGUGUGGUGCGAUGCGUCUGAUAUUGCUGUCGGCGUGGCGUUGGAGGUCGGUGGUGACAUUGUCGAGGAUGGUUCGUGGCUUCGUAAGCCUGACGACAAGCGGCAUAUUAAUAUUGCUGAAUUGGAAGCCGCUGUCGAAGGCAUUUCCCUUGCCGCUAAGUGGGGAGUUUCCCGUUUCAAGCUGUUGACUGACUCUAAGACAGUGGCAGCAUGGCUGACGCAAGUAGUAACCAACUCCAAACGUGUGAAGACUGGUGGUCUGCAAGAGCUGCUUGUGCGUCGUCGCCUCCAGAUCAUCGAUGAUCUCAUCGCUACGCUAGGUCUGACGAUCGAGGUCGUGUGGAUUCCGACGAACGAGAACCGUGCUGAUCAGCUGACGCGUGUCCCGACUGACUGGAUCAAGUAUGCAAAGGCUCUUGCACCGACUGAUGUUGUGGCCGCCUGCCUGUCUGUGGUUGGCCCUGUCACGUUUGCUCAGAUACGUGAAGGCCAGAAGGUGGAUCCCACCAUUCGAGCUGCUGUUGCUCAAUUGGAGUGUGGUGAGUUGGUCUCCAUUCCUGAGUUCAUAAAGGUGCGUGAUCAAUUGCUUGUUGAUGAUGGUAUGUUAGUGCGUAGUAUCAAGUUGCCUAUUGAUGGUUUGGUGUCUGUACCAGUUAUUCCUACGUCUUUGCAACAUGCUGUCGUCUCUUCUGUUCAUGUGAAUUCUGGCCAUGGUAAUUGGCGAAUGAUGUAUGAUCUGCUUCGUUCUAAGUGCUAUUUCCCUUGUAUGUCGUCGUUGUGCCUUGAGUUUGUCCGGCAUUGUCAAGCUUGUGUUUCCGCCAGUAGUAAGAGUGGUCCGACGGCUGAUCCCGCUCGCCCAGAUUUGCCCGGUAAGCCUUGGCAGGAGAUUGUUAUUGAUACUCUUGAACUUGGUUCUGACCGCAGUGGGCGUUUUCAUUGUGUUCUUGUGAUUGUUGAUGUGUUUACUAAAUGGGUCGAGGUUGUUCCCCUACGUGCGCAUGAUGGUCAGUCAGUUGCUGAAGCUGUGACCGAUGUUUGUUUGAAGUGGGGCUCCCCAGAAGUUGUUCGUAUGGACAAUGGUACUGAAUUUGUGAAUGGCAUUGUCGAGUCAUUGUUUCGUGUGUUUGGCACGAAGGUGCGUACUGGUGCAGUUCGGCAUCCCCAGUCUCAGGGUUCUGCUGAGCGAUUUAAUCGCACUUUGUUGACCCUCAUUCGCAAGAUGCUCGACUCCUCGAGUGAUUGGAAGUCUGAGUUGCCUGUGCUGUUGCACUACUACCGUACGCGACUCCAUGCCGCGAUUGGUGUGUCCCCAAUGGAAGCUAUGUGUGGAUGGCUUCCACGUCAGUUAACUGUUGACGAGUCUGCUGUUGGUUCUAGCCUUAGUGAUUGGGUGGACAGCCUUGCUGGUCGGUCCGCUCGUAUUCGUGACUUUGUCGAAGCUGAGUUGUCGUCUCAUGAUUUUGUUGAGGGCAGCGCUUCCAAUCCAUAUGCUGUCGGUGAUGCUGUGUUGCUCCGUCACCCUGCUCGUUCGCAGAAGCGCUUGCCACCGUUCGAAGCUGGGUGGAAGGUCACCGAGAUCCUUGGUCCUGGUUCCGUGCGUGUGUGUCGUUCUGUGGAUGGCUUUGAUCAACAAAAGACUGUUAACAUUCAGUUGAUUAAACCUGCUGCUGAAUCUGUGUUGUCGUGUGAGUCUGGAUCUGCGCCUGCGUCGCCCGUGCAGUGUGAUCUCGAUGUUGAGCCGUUGGCUGUCGCCGAUCGUAGUCUGCGUAACCGUCGUCAUAUCCAACGCCCGAGUCGUUACAUCGAUUGA